Molecule: messenger RNA, 1011 nt
Organism: Mollisia scopiformis
Lineage: Eukaryota; Fungi; Ascomycota; Leotiomycetes; Helotiales; Mollisiaceae
Exons: 1
Coding region: 1-1011 (336 amino acids)
Biological process (GO): proteolysis
Molecular function (GO): cysteine-type peptidase activity
Source: RefSeq, a predicted model, not a curated record
AUGGGAGAACUUACAAAUGUCGAAGCAUCCGGGAAGGAUUCGUCUCCUUUACAGAAGCACCCAGACAACAUCGCAGAAUCUCCCAAAGACAAAGCUUUGGUCCAAAUCGAGCAGAUCGCAGCAAUUCGGAACGCGUUCGAAUGCGUUGUCGCCGACGAAUCCAUCCAAGACUACGCCUUGAGAAGCAUUGCCGGAGUAGUUGUUGGCAUCAUAAAGACAUGGCAAGAAAGAGCUCUUGGUAGAGAUCCAGUCGAUUAUGCCCUUUCUUUUGGACUUCAUGGACUGUCAAUCACGCUCCGUCAAGUGCUGACGUUGGUGCCCGAAAAGUACCAGGACAAGAUUGUCCUUUCGGACCAUUUACAAAUUCGCAAGGGCGGCAGCUGGGUGGAUGAGAGUGUUAUGAAUGUAUUGGUUGAGCUUUCCGCGACCAAUACCGCUGCUGGCGCUCACUUCGCUCGCGGACUAUUCACAGACGCCAUCAACAGCUGGGAUGUAUUGACACGAGAAGAGGGAGUCUUUCCUACGCGCCUUGCUUAUCUGAACGACGAGAUGAAGAAGGGGGCAACUGAUUGGAACAAGGACGGCUCUUACACUGUUCCCUCCGACAAGGAUCGUAUUGUGUUCUUCUGGAAUUACUACGAGCAUCACUGGACUGUCAUAGGCAUCCAGGUCAAGGGCAAAUCUUGGAAAUACAAGUUGCAUGAUUCUUUGGAAAGCACGAGCCGUUACACGAAGGAUAGUGUUAAGACUCUGGGCAUUGAUCUAUGCGGGUUGAUUUGUGAAGCUUCAGAUAUGGACAAGCCUGAAAAAAUCAAAGUCGCUCAUCAAGACUCAGCGCAACAAGCUAAUGCCUACGAUUGUGGUGUUUUUGCGGUCGUCAACGCACUUGCACUUCUUCGUCGAGCCACACCUCCAAUCAAGAUCGACCCUGAAGAGACUCGACUCCAAUUUCUGGUACAAAUAUUGACGGCUCUUGAUGCUGGUCUCGGGGGAGCACCAAAGCGAGUGUAG